Raphanus sativus (radish) is the source of this 2594-nucleotide messenger RNA. Its product is annotated as protein FAR1-RELATED SEQUENCE 4. Gene Ontology annotation, biological process: regulation of DNA-templated transcription. The record is from RefSeq and is a predicted model, not a curated record. The coding region runs from base 162 to 2387 and encodes 741 amino acids. Gene Ontology annotation, molecular function: zinc ion binding. The transcript is spliced from 3 exons. NCBI's taxonomy places the organism in Eukaryota, Viridiplantae, Streptophyta, Magnoliopsida, Brassicales, Brassicaceae.
AAUACUCUCGAGUGAUUUACUUUCUCCUUCCACCUGAGUUUCUACGGAUCUUUCCAAAACCAUUUUUUUUUGGUGAAGACGAUGAAUCAGCUUUUCGAUUCUUGACUCUACGUUACACAAUCACUUCCCCUCUUGUUCUACCCAAUCGAAUCCUCUCUCAAAUGUUGACUCAAAUGGAGUUCGACACCCACGAAGACGCCUACACCUACUACAAAAACUACGCCAAAUCCGCCGGCUUCGGAACCGCCAAGCUAAGCAGCCGGAGAUCUCGAGCCUCCAAGGAGUUCAUCGACGCCAAAUUCUCCUGCAUCCGCUACGGAAGCAAGCAGCAAUCCGACGACGCGAUCAACCCCAGAGCCUCCCCCAAGAUCGGCUGCAAGGCCAGCAUGCACGUCAAGCGUCGCCCCGACGGCGGCGGGAAAUGGUACGUCUACAGCUUCGUCGAGGAGCACAACCACGAGCUCUUGCCGGAUCAGGCUCAUUUCUUCCGGAGCCACCGUAUCGCCGCCGAGUCCGAUCCUCGUCUCAGGAGGAAGAAGAACAACAACGGUCCGUUGCUGGCCGAUUCCAAGCAUCUGAGCGCUUAUCACGAUCUAGGGUUUCUGGAUUGUGGCUACGCCGCGAGGAGCCAGCACGAUAAAGGACGGCGUCUCGCGAUCGAAUCUCCCGACGCGCAGAUUCUUCUCGAGUUUCUGAUGCGUAUGCAGGAAGAGAAUCGUAACUUCUUCUACGCCGUUGAUUUAAACGAAGAUAACGUUCUGAGGAAUGUGUUUUGGGUUGACGCGAAAGGGAUUGGGGAUUACAGAAGCUUUAACGACGUCGUUUCGUUUGAUACGAGUUACGUCGUUAGUAAGUAUAAACUGCCGCUUGUUGUUUUCGUCGGCGUUAACCAUCACGUGCAGCCCGUGCUGCUCGGUUGCGGGUUGAUGGGAGAUGAGACUGUUUAUAGUUACGUUUGGUUGAUGCAGUCUUGGUUGAUGGCGAUGGGCGGUUUGAUGCCGAAGGUUAUGCUUACCGACCAAGACGGCGCUGUUAAAGCGGCUGUGUCCGCGGUUUUGAGCGAGACUCGUCACUGCUACUGCUUGUGGUACGUGCUGGACAGGCUACCUCGGAAUCUUGAUUACUGGAGCAUGUGGCAGGAGGCUUUCUUGAAGAAGUUUUUCAAGUGCGUGUGCGGUUCGUGGUCUGAGGAGGAGUUCGAUAGGAGGUGGAUGAAGUUGAUGGAUAAGUUUCAUCUCAGAGAUGUUGAGUGGAUGAGGUGUUUGUACGAUGAACGCAGCUUCUGGGCGCCUGCGUUUAUGAGGGGGGUAACGUUCGCUGGGCUGUCGACGCGUUAUCGUUCGGAGAGCGUGAAUUCUGUUUUUGAUAGGUAUGUUCAAGGGGAAACUUCGGUUAAGGAGUUCUUGGAAGGGUAUGGGGUGAUGCUAGAGGAUAGGUACGAAGAGGAAGCUAAAGCGGAUUUCGAUGCUUGGCACGAAGCGCCUGAGCUGAAAUCUCCGUCGCCUUUUGAGAAGCAGGUGCUGCUUGUGUACACUCAUGUGGUAUUCAGGAAGUUUCAGCUCGAGGUUCUUGGUGCCGCUGCUUGUCAUUUAACGAAGGAGAGCGAGGAAGGAACAACUUACAGUGUUAAGGACUUUGAAGACGAUCAGAAGUAUAUGGUGGAGUGGGAUGAAUCGAAGUCGGAUAUUUACUGCUCGUGCCGUUGCUUUGAGUACAAGGGAUAUCUCUGUAGGCACGCGAUCGUUGUUCUCCAAAUGUCGGGGGUUUUCACCAUUCCGAUAAACUAUGUGUUGCAGAGAUGGACGAAUGCAGCUAGAAACAGACAUCAGAUCAGCGGGAACCUUGAACUUGUGCAGUCUAAUAUCCGCCGAUUCAAUGAUCUUUGCCGGCGAGCUAUUAUAUUAGGAGAAGAAGGGUCUCUUUCACAAGAAAGUUAUGAUGUCGCCAUGUUUGCAAUGAAAGAAGCUUUUAAACAAUGUGCUGUUAAAGUUAAUACCAUCGGAUAUCCCACCAGAUGUGAAGAAGCUGCUGUUCAACCGGGAGAUCAUAUCCAUGAAGACAAUCAAUAUGGAUCCACAUCUAAGCAGAUUGGACUCGAACAUGACAUGCAGCAUGCUUCAGGACAAGGUGAAACCAGAAGGGAGAAGAGGAGUAGUCUAAACAAUACAUCUAAAAAACCAAAGCAUGUGAUGCAAUCUGGAACUAUUGGGGAGGGAAGCCAAGAAGGAUUUCAACAUGUUGUGUUACAGGCUGCGCCAAGACCGUUUCAGGCGGGAUUAGCAGCGCAGUUUCACAGCACGAUCCCAGCAGUGUUUCAAAACGUGAUCCCCGCGGAGUUCCACAAUAUUCCGGCUACAAAUAUGCAUCAGAACAAUCCCCCUGGUUGAAUGGAAAACACAGCCCACAAACUUUUGAUAGCUUCCUUCUUGUAUGUGUGUUGUACGCUUCUUUUCUGGUUGCGUUGUUAUUAGGUUAAGUUGAUAGAGUAAAGGGUGUAUGUAUCUGUUGAUAAACCUAAUGCACGAAUAGGCAUCUCCAUGUAAGCUAAAGAAUUGUCAUGUUUGGUAAAUGCAAGCAGAGUUGGAGAAAGCUCA